ACCAAAUUAACUUCUGAUACGAGCGAAUCUAGUCUCGACGUCAUCGAUCAUCAGUUCUUUCGUUCUCUUCGAAGCUUUGCGCGUUUCGCGGGAUCUUCGCCGAAUUGUUUGCCUUUAAAUCAGUCCGCCGGUUCAUCCACCGCAGUUUGAAGCUGCAUCGCGUGAACGGAGGCUGAUCAUGAAUAUAAAACACAUCAGAUCCGUCAUAUAAUGGGGAUCGAGGACGCGAGCAUGAGGAACGGACGGGCUCUGUCUGAUCAGUGGGCCGACAGCGUGGUGGUGCGGCCCCGGACGACCGAGCAGCACAUCACGGUGAAUAAGAGACUUGUGCUGGGCUUCGCCAUCUCCAUCCUCACCCUCAUCAUCGUCACGGCCAUCGCAAUCACGCUCAGCGUCAGCUUCGAGAGAUGCGCCGCGGAGAGCAGCGGGGCUCUGGCCGCGAACGGCUCCAGCAACAGUAAGUGGAAACAGUCCCGGGACGCUAACAUCAGUCACAGAGACUCAGAGGACGGCCAGCAGCCCUGGAGACACCUGCGCUUACCGGCCACCCUGCGCCCGCGCCACUACGACCUCCGCCUGUCCGUGUCCAUGGAGAACUUCACCUUCUCCGGCGAGGUGCACAUUGAGUUCGAGUGCGUCCACUCCACGAAGCUGAUUGUGCUGCACACGGACCGGCUGGAGGUGGACAAGGUACUGGUGUAUUCGGACAGCAAGAAAGCGGGCGCCAUGAGGAUCCAGCGCCGCUUCCACUACCAGCCCAAGCAGGUGUUUGUGAUCGCGCUGCACAGAGAGAUGAAGCCCCUCAGAACAUACAAGAUCAACAUCACUUUCCACGCGCACAUCGAACACGAACUCCUGGGCUUCUUCCGCAGCUCCUAUGUGCUGAAUGGAGAAAGAAGGUUUCUCGCGGUGACGCAGUUCUCACCGACUCACGCUAGAAAGGCCUUCCCGUGUUUCGACGAGCCCAUCUAUAAAGCCACAUUCAGAGUGAGUCUGAAACAUGAGAGCUCGUAUCAGUCGCUGUCUAACAUGCCAGUGGAGGCCUUGACGUCUGACGAGGACGGAUGGGUGACCAACCAUUUCUCCAGGACGCCCCGCAUGUCCACGUACUACCUGGCCUGGGCCGUGUGCAACUUCACCUACAGAGAAGCAGUUACAGACAGUGGAGUUGUGAUUCGGCUGUAUGCCAGACCUGACGCCAUCCAGAGCGGAUUGGGGGACUACGCUCUGCACAUCACCAAGAGACUCCUGCACUUUUACCAGGAUUACUUCAAAGUGAAAUAUUCCCUCCCUAAAUUAGAUCUCCUGGCAGUGCCGAAGCAUCCGUAUGCAGCCAUGGAGAACUGGGGCCUGAGUGUGUUUGUGGAGCAGAAGAUCUUGUUGGAUCCUGACGUCUCCUCCUUCUCCUAUCAGAUGGAGCUCACCAUGGUGGUGGUGCACGAGAUCUGCCAUCAGUGGUUUGGGGAUCUAGUCACACCGGUUUGGUGGGAGGACGUUUGGCUGAAGGAGGGAUUCGCUCAUUAUUUCGAGUACAUCGGUACUGAUUUCCUCUUUCCAAAGUGGAACAUGGGAGCCGCUCUGAUCCGAAUGCUGGCUAACGUCAUGGGACAGGCACUAUUCCAGAGAGGCCUCAAUGAUUACUUGAUGACGCACAUGUACGGAAACGCAGCGAGAAAUGACUUGUGGAACAAAUUCUCCGAGGCCAUGCAGCGGGAGGGAAAGGACAUCAACAUCACGCAGGUCAUGGACCGCUGGACACUGCAGAUGGGUUACCCUGUCGUCACCAUCAGCAAGAACGACAGUCUUGACAACAGUGUCACCAUCUCACAAGAGCACUUCGUCUAUGACACCGACGCCAAGAUCCAGAAUCCUGAGCUGUUCAACAAAAGCUUCCAGUGGCAAAUACCGCUGACGCUCGCAGUGGGAAACUCCAGUCACAUAUCAACAGAGACCAUCAUCUGGGUCUCCAAUAAAACAGCGGGGUAUUUGCCCCAAAACGUCCCCCUGCAGAUGAUCUCAUAUUUGUCUCAGGAGACUGAGUUUCUGCCAUGGCACGCUGCUAGUCGAGCUCUUUACCAGCUGGACAAACUCCUGGACCGCACUGAAGACCACAGCCUGUUCAGCGACUAUGUUCUAAAACAGGUGGAACCGAAGUAUCACAAGUUGGGCUGGCCAGCCACUUCCCCUGAGGGCUCCUUCGUGCAGGCGGCUUAUCAGACCGAAGAGCUACAGAGAGAGGUAAUAAUGCUGGCCUGCAGUUUUGGAAACAAACACUGUCACCGGCAGGCUGUUUCUCUCAUUUCAGACUGGAUUUCCAGCAACAAGAACAGGAUUCCACCCAACGUGCGGGACAUUGUUUACUGCACAGGUGUUUCUCUGAUGGAUGAGGAUGUGUGGGAGUUUAUCUGGAUGAAGUUUCACUCUUCUACAGCCAUCUCUGAGAAGAAGGUUCUUCUGGAGGCCUUGACCUGCAGUGACAAUAUCUUCCUGCUCAACAGGCUCCUGAAUCUGUCCCUCACCUCUGACCUGGUGCCAGAUCAGGAAGUGAUCGAUGUCAUCAUACAUGUGGGCCGCAAUCCGCUUGGAAGACAUUUAUCGUGGAGAUAUUUCCGCGAGAAGUGGGACAUAUUGAAUUCCAGGUAUGGAGAGGCCUUAUUUAUGAACUCAAAAUUAAUCAGCGGCGUGACAGAGUUUCUCAACACUGAGGCCGAGUUGAAUGAGCUGAAAGAGUUCAUCCUGACCAGCGGGGGAGAGUCGGCACCUGGGUUCGCUCGAGCCAUUGAGAUCGUUCAAGCGAAUGUAAAAUGGCACAUCCUGUUCCAGCAACAGUUUUACCGGUGGAUGCGGAAAGCUCUCGACGGUUAGCCUCUAAUAGCAUGGAAACCCUGUCAGACAUUUCCAGGCCAGAGAUGUGAGGACACUUGCGUGAAAUUAAAAAUAAAACAUUUACGGACUCCGAGAAUCAGCAAAAUUGAACUAUUUCCCUGCUGUUUCUGAAACUACCCCAGGCACUGACAGACCAAAACGAAUUCGCAGAGAACAGCGCCGCCCUCCUGGCCAGCACAGUCACUGCACAAUAGACAAUAUAAGGUGGAGGAAAAGGACAACUUGUAGAAAAUGAAUCGAAGAAAUUGCAUCACUCCAUAUAGUAACUGAUGGAAUGAAAUUUGCACUUUUGAUUUAACAGGAACCAGUUGAGUUUCAUUUUACACUAGAACAUAAAUGUGGAUUGGCUUGA
Sinocyclocheilus anshuiensis is the source of this 3238-nucleotide messenger RNA. RefSeq names its product thyrotropin-releasing hormone-degrading ectoenzyme-like. Bases 211 to 2865 code for a protein of 884 amino acids. Gene Ontology annotation, cellular component: cytoplasm; membrane. The transcript has 16 exons. Gene Ontology annotation, biological process: peptide catabolic process; proteolysis. Gene Ontology annotation, molecular function: zinc ion binding; peptide binding; metalloaminopeptidase activity. The record is from RefSeq and is a predicted model, not a curated record. NCBI's taxonomy places the organism in Eukaryota, Metazoa, Chordata, Actinopteri, Cypriniformes, Cyprinidae.